AUUCAUCUAUGGUGCAUUGGGUCAAUUUAUAAUUGGCUGAAUUGAACUGCAUGGUGUUGAAUUAUUAGUUUAUGACACUUAUGAAAAAAUAUCCAUUAUAUAUGCUACAUUCUAUAUACCAUAUAUUUGUCCUUUUUUAUUUAUGGUACUCUAUAUUUAGUAUAUCGAGGCAGUAAAAUAAUCAGUGUAUAAGCAAUAACUCAUUCUCUCUUUAAAAAAUAUUAUUUCAUUUAAUUAUAUAAAUCAUUAUUUUCUAUGUCAAACAUUUGUAUGCGUCUUAUGUGACAUGUUUUAUAGGUAUAAUAUAAGUGUCAACAUGGUACCAUAUGGUUAGUUACUGUGUAACUGAAGCACAAAUAUUUACAUUAAUUUUCCCUUUAUGUAUAUUUUUAUAUAUUGUCUUUCUAGUGACAUCAGUGAUUCAUCUGAAGAUGUCUCUGCUGGCUCUGGCCCAGAAAGGGGAUUACAAAUGGAAGUUGGAAAUAUGGAUGAACAUGGAGGCAACACAUGUGACAGUGAGCUACUACAGCAUAUGAAUGCUCAACAAGAAGAAUAUGACGGCGCAGAGCAAUAUAUAGCAGGGGAUGGCCACGAACAUGGACAGCCUGGCUUUCGUCAGGAGAAGCUGUUUGAUGAAAAGCACUUUGACGCCAACAACCCUGUCUUUGAAGGAGCUGAUGUUUCAAAGGGACAACUGCUAGCGAUGCUGAUGGGGUUGUGCCUAAGGCACGGAUUAUCUGGUGUUGCCAUGAAAGACCUUCUCGAUUUGUUUAAUACCGUCAUUCCAGGAUGUGUUCCCUCAAGCAAGUGGUACUUGGACAAAGCUUUCUUCAAUCUGUCCGACAAGGCAGAGUUGCAUUUCUAUUGCACGGACUGUGUAGGAUACAUCGGCAAAGGACCAGACUACCAUUGUGAAACUUGCCUGAAGCAUUGGCACAAGGAGGAACUUCUCAAAUCUGCAAGUUACUUUCUGGUGAUGCCUUUAGCCGAUCAGCUCAAAAACAUCUUGCCACAGUCGGCACUGCGGGGCCACUUUCGACAUGAUGAGAGUGUAGGAGACAUAAACACAGGAAAGCUAUACCAAGAUCAGGGUGAUUUUAUCGACAAUCCGGACAAUGUCACCAUAUCUUUCAAUUGUGACGGCGUUCCCGUCACAAAUCUUUUUUGUGACGUUUUCAAAUCUUCGCAAGUGUGA
Gadus macrocephalus (Pacific cod) is the source of this 1195-nucleotide messenger RNA. RefSeq lists its product as uncharacterized. The transcript is spliced from 4 exons. Bases 380 to 1195 code for a protein of 271 amino acids. The record is from RefSeq and is a predicted model, not a curated record. Lineage: Eukaryota; Metazoa; Chordata; Actinopteri; Gadiformes; Gadidae.